Dalotia coriaria is the source of this 1622-nucleotide messenger RNA. Its product is annotated as MAPK/MAK/MRK overlapping kinase-like. The record is from RefSeq and is a predicted model, not a curated record. Gene Ontology annotation, molecular function: protein serine/threonine kinase activity; ATP binding. Lineage: Eukaryota; Metazoa; Arthropoda; Insecta; Coleoptera; Staphylinidae. The transcript is spliced from 7 exons. Gene Ontology annotation, biological process: protein phosphorylation; intracellular signal transduction. Bases 142 to 1566 code for a protein of 474 amino acids. Gene Ontology annotation, cellular component: cytoplasm; nucleus.
GUGCGCAUGUGUAGUGCAUGCCUUGUCAACGAACGCGCGUAAUUCAACAUGGCGGAUAAACCAAAACUGAAAAUCCAACGCUAGUAAAGAAAAACAAACGCAAAUCAAUUUCCGAGACGUCAAAAUCAAUUGACAUAAUACAUGGAACAUAGCUCGAUCAAAAUUAACAAAUCAUUAAGUUAUCCUACCAUUUCUUGUAAUAUAAUGCCCUCGUUCAUUUCAAAAUACAAGAUAAUUCAAAAAAUCGGCGAAGGGUCAUUCUCGGAGGUGUUAAAAUGCGAGGACCGUGCUACCAAGCAGCUGUACGCGGCAAAGAUCCUCAAAAAGUUCUUCACUGGCAGCAACGACGUGUUGUACUGCGCCGAGAUCAUCGCCAUGCAGAAGCUUAACAAGCAUCCGAACGUUCUCUACAUGCACGACUACUUUUUUGAGAAAGGCUCUGGAAAAUUAAUAUUUAUUUUUGAACUCAUGGACAUGAGCAUGUACGAGUUUAUGAAGUCACGCAAACGUAGUAUACCAGAGGCACGUGUAAAGAACUACCUCUACCAGAUACUCAAAGGUCUUGAUUAUUUGCAUCGCCAUGGCUUGUUUCAUCGCGAUAUUAAACCGGAAAACAUUCUUGUUAAGGUGCAAAAUCCUGGUAAUACUAACACAACCACACAACAGCCAAUAGAAUUAAUAAAAUUAGCUGAUUUGGGAUCAAUACGUGGUAUUUACUCAAAACCUCCAUACACUGAGUACAUUUCGACAAGAUGGUACCGUUCCCCAGAGUGUCUCCUCACCAUUGGUCACUAUGGACCUAAAAUGGACAUCUGGGCGACUGGAUGUGUCUUCUAUGAAGUCCUCACAAUGAGGCCAUUGUUUCCUGGUAAUAACGAAAUAGAUCAACUAGCAAAGAUUCACGCUGUCCUAGGCACACCCAGCACAAGACUCUUGGGAAAAUUAAAAUCCCGAUCGAAAAACUUGCAAAACUUCACAAAGUCCAUCGGUAUUGGUCUAGGCACACUGAUUAAAACAUUCAGUGAAGACGCCCAGACCAUACUAAAACUAAUGCUCCAAUAUGAUCCGGAUAUUCGUAGCAAUGCAAGAAGAUUACUCCAGCAUAGAUAUUUUUCCGCAAUCAUGGAUGAAGAGAAAUGCAAGAAAUCCAUCAAUAGAACCUACGCUAGUCGUGAUCAUGGUGAUAAUACAUCAAUUCCUGCAUUUGGUCAUACUUUUUCCAACAAGCCACAUUUGCAAAUGUCCGAAGGCGCACCCAAACCGCACUUUUUCACAUCCCGAACCGCUAUUGAACUCAAUCAGUCACGAAACUAUGCGACUUCAACCAAACCCAACAUGAAGACGUACUCAGAGAAACAUCUUUCCAAGACGUGGCAGACAACACAGCAACAAAAGUUGAAGGCAGCAUAUCACAAUGCAUUAUUUCGAAACACCACCAGUAAUAUAAGUAAGAAACUCUGUGAAUAUGAAGACAGCGGCAAUAGGCAGCAAGAGACACGUUUGCUUAAUAAACGUGUCCUACCGCAAGAUAAAUGCGAAGCCAAACGCAUUAAAAUGUUAAAUUGACGCUUGAUUACUAAUAAUUAAAUAAGUCCUGUAAUAUACUUCACGCAGAAAAAUGA